AUGUGGAGAGGAAGUUUUGGUCUCAUGAGGCGGCCACGUGAAGGCGGUCCAGCCAACAACUCCAGCCCUAGUCCCCACUGGCCAGCCGACCUGAGAGCUGACAGAUCCUCCACAGGCAGCCUGGAGUCACCCACUGAUGGCGAUGGAGUUUGGGACCCACGGGAUCGACAAGGUCUUGUUAGUGUGUUUGUGCGAUUUGAGUUUCUGAUGUACGUUGAUGCCCAUGAGGCCUUGAAUGUGGAGCGGCUCACAGACCCACCCAGGGGCCAUUUGGUCUGGGGCUCACAGCCCACCCAGGUGGAGGACACCCUGUCUGGGGAGGAGGGCGAGGAGGAGGAAGAGGAGGAAGAAAAGAAAGAGGAGGAUGCAGUUCCAGCCCCGGCUCCUCAGGACCCUGUGGAACCUCAGCUGACAGAAGCCAGCCGGGUCCUGGGCGCCUCAGAGAUUAGGCAGCUCGGUCUCCACUUACCCCCAAGAGUCACUGGCCGCCCCUGGAGUCUGGUCUUCUGCACAUCAAAGGACGGCUUCAGUCUGCGGAGGCUGUACCGCCAGAUGGAGGGUCACAGUGGACCAGCCCUGCUGGUGUUGAGAGACCAGGAUGGGCAGAUGUUUGGUGCCUUCUCCUCCUCGGCUAUCCGGCUCAGCAAAGGCUUCUACGGUACUGGCGAGACAUUUCUCUUCUCCUUCGCCCCACAGCUAAAGGUCUUUAAGUGGACAGGAAGUAACUCUUUCUUCGUGAAGGGAGACCUGGACUCACUGAUGAUGGGCAGUGGAAGUGGCCAGUUUGGGCUGUGGCUGGAUGGAGACUUGUACCGUGGGGGAAGUUACCCCUGUGCCACCUUCAACAAUGAAGUGCUGGCCCGGCAGGAGCAAUUCUGCAUCGAGGAGCUGGAGGCCUGGGUUCUGAGCUGACACCUCCCCGGAUCAGGGAUGCUCAGGUCACUUUUGGAUGCUGCCCAGGUCUUGCUACACAGGGCAGCCAUUCUGCCUGACUCAGGAUGGUGAAGAACCCUCAUGUGGACUGUGGCUCUCAGCCAGCCUCCUAAUGGCCUGAAAACCCAGGGCAGGAACAGCAGAGCUGAUGUGAAGGUGUAAAAGAUGAAGAUCUUGCUGAAGAUGCACGACAUCUGUCUUUAUAGGAUUUGACAAUUCCUAGAGAACUCAGAAGACCAAAAAACAAACAAAAACAACAACAAAAAAAAUCAAAACAAAAUAACAACAAAAAGCUGCACUGCCACAUCUCCAUAUCCUUCCAAACAAGUCAGGUGUGUACACACGUGCACACACACGUGCACACACACAUUUCUAUUUUGUAUGUUUUAGAGAUUACUUUUACUUGAAGAAUGCUCUCAAGCCUCCGAAACCUGGGCUCAGCUACUGGAAACUAAUAAAGCGUAGAAGCAUUCAUCAUUUUACUCCUUGCCUUGCUGUCUCUCCUAGAAGCCAAUGGGUGGGGUUGGAUGCCACCAAUGGGUCAGGUGCCCACACAUCUGUUACUUGAUUUCAUGGGAGAGAGAGAAAAGCUACAAAUGAACAAUAUGUCUAUCUGGGCAAAGAAGCUGAACCUUUGCAGACCCCAGGGGCUCAAGGGAGGAAGGAGGUCAUUUUCAGGCACAAGAGCCUUGUGAACUAUGGUUCCACCAUCCAGUCCUAUGCAGGGAAACCUCCUGCUGGAAGGGAGCAAACUAUAUCUUGCUCUUUUUUUGUGAGGAAAAGUACUUGGGCCCUUGUCAAUACCACCGUGUGCAGACCCAACACAGUGGUAGGACACCAUGAAGUGUCUUUGCUAAGGAUGCCAGACCGGGCACACAGGUGCAAGGAGAUGGCAGUUGAGGAGCA
Molecule: messenger RNA, 1839 nt
Organism: Alexandromys fortis (reed vole)
Lineage: Eukaryota; Metazoa; Chordata; Mammalia; Rodentia; Cricetidae
Gene: Tldc2
Product: TBC/LysM-associated domain containing 2
Exons: 8
Coding region: 1-912 (303 amino acids)
Biological process (GO): response to oxidative stress
Cellular component (GO): nucleus
Source: RefSeq, a predicted model, not a curated record